This is a messenger RNA of Spinacia oleracea (spinach), 2251 nucleotides long. Its product is annotated as E3 ubiquitin-protein ligase At1g63170. Lineage: Eukaryota; Viridiplantae; Streptophyta; Magnoliopsida; Caryophyllales; Amaranthaceae. The coding region runs from base 487 to 1479 and encodes 330 amino acids. The record is from RefSeq and is a predicted model, not a curated record. The transcript has 3 exons.
CUCUCUAACAAUUCCCUUGUCAUCAAAGCAAAGGAAGGUGAAGUUGGGUUGUUGGUCACCAUCUAAAAACCCAACUUCACCUUCCUCAAUCUCUUAUCCUUCAAACCUCACCUCUUUCUUCAUCUUGAGGUUAAAAACUCGAUUUCCCGUACCCAUAAAAAUGACAUUAUUCCAAUCAAUUAAACUCGAAUUCUCUUGCAUUAGCUCGUCAAAAACACUCAAAUAGCACAAUAACAUACAACUUUUCUACCACUGAGGUCUUAGCCUAUCGGUUAAGAUUGAGAGUCUGUAAUUUGCAUUGCAGUUGUGGCCUGCCGCCUGUGGGCCUGUGGCCAUUCGCGCCAGGCAAAAAUAACAUACAACUUUUCUACAACUGAGCUGGUCUUAGCUGAGUGGUUAAAAUUGAUGGUUUGUGUACGAUAGGUCUCAAGUUCGAAUCCUCCGCCUUCUUUUAUAAUUUGCAUUGCCGUUGUGGCUCAUUUCGCUAUGGGGAUUCCUAGUCAUGUUCCGUUUUCAACGUCGAGAUUAAUAUCUGGUGUACCUCGAGAACAAGAUGGAGUCGUUACAAACGAUCAAAUAAGGCCUAUAAGAGAAAUCUCAUUCGUUGUACGGAUGGCAAUGAGAGUAUCGAGAGCAAAGUGGUUUACGUUCCUUAGAAGGGUUUUUCAUUACCAAAAUGGAACAAGAUCUCACCUAGGAGAUAACCCUUUUAAUUUGUGUGGUUGGAUGAUGCUUGAAUUUGUAGCACUUUUGGUACAAAUUUGUGUUACUUCGAUUACUCUAUUUGUUUCUAAGGAAGAAAGGCCUGUUUGGCCUAUGAGAAUAUGGGUUGUUGGGUAUGAUUUUGGUUGUGUUGUGAGUCUUCUUAUCUUGUGUUGGAGGUAUAGACAUUAUCAUUUGGGAGGAGGAGAUGAUGGGGUGAAUUUUCCUGAUUUGGAACAGCAAAGAGACAAUGAAGAAUCAAGGGGUUUGCAUUUUGUGAACAAAUGCAAGGCAUCACUAGACUUAAUCUUUGCACUAUGGUUUGUAAUGGGAAAUGUAUGGGUUUUCGACUCGCGAUUCGGAUCCUUAAACGGAGCUCCGAAGCUUCACAUCCUUUGCAUAACCAUAUUGUUUUGGAAUGCCAUAACAUAUUCCUUUCCUUUCCUUCUUUUUAUUCUGUUCUGUAUUUGUGUUCCAUUAAUCAGUAGCUGCAUUGGCUAUAAUAUGAACUUGGGUUCUGCUGAAAAGGGGGCUUCUGAUGAUCAAAUUUCUCAGUUACAUUGCUGGAAAUUUAAAUUGGUUGACAACAGUUUUGAUGCUGGAAAUUCCUCCCCUGCUAAGGACAAUCCAGAAUGUUGUAUAUGCUUGACAAAAUACAAGGACAAAGAAGAGAUAAGGCAAUUACCAUGUUCACAUAUUUUCCACAAGAAAUGUGUGGACCAAUGGCUCACGAUUAUAUCAUGUUGUCCUUUAUGUAAACAAGGUUUAGAUCGAUAGGUAUACAUAGUAUUAGGUAAACCGUUCAAAGAUUAUGAAUUGGGUUUACGAUUAUAUUGUACAGCUUGUAACUAUAUAUACGUAGUACGAAGUACGGAGUAUAUUGUAAUAUAAAAACGAAUACAAUGAGUUUUUUACAUUCAUGUAUGGAGGAUAGUUUUUCACAAGAAAAUUAUGAACGUUAGGAUAUGAUCACGAAAUCCAUACAAAUUUAAUGUGAUUUUAAAAAAAUCAUAUCAUAAAUCUUACUUCAUUUUUGUUUGUUUUUGUUUUUUUUUUUUUUUUUUUUACGGGGUAGUUUUAUUUCUUAAGUUCACAACCGAUUAAAUAUUCUACUUUUUAUAUAAUUGUUCUUAAGGAUAAUUCAUUUAUUCGGAGUACUCCGUAUUUCACAAGCUAUGAUUGAUACGUACGAACUAAAUAUGAAGUAUGUAUUGCAAUUUGCAAGUGUAGGAGUAUCAAAGUUUUCGGCCUAUUUCAUACGUGGUAUUCAAAAAUAUCUAAAAGUGAGAAUAUUUAGCUUUUAUGUGCAAAAAUUGUCUCCUAUAUUCUAACCAUUAUUGAUCUAAAGACACCUCCCAAGUAUUAUUCUUUUUAUGCAACAUCAAUAUCAAUAUUAAUAAUAUUAUAUUAUUAUUCCCACAUUGUAAAUUUAAAGUGUACAAUUAUCCAAAUGCAAGGAAUGUGAUUAGAUGAAUGUCUUAAUUUAAUUAUGAAAUAUUCAAAGUUUAUAAUAAUGACAUAAUUAUUCUUCUUGACACUAAAAAAAGAA